UGCCUUAUGCCAUUAAUUAUUUAUAUCUUUUAGUAUAAAAUUAGGCCUGUUUCUAAUUUUUAACCCCCGACAAAAAAGAGGGGUGUUAUUAUAUCCUAAAUUGUACUGAAAAUUGUAUUUUUUUUAAAUGGCGAAUACAAAGUUUAAAUUAAUAUCUCUUUUCAAAAGAUUAAGGAUCAAUCCUCCAACAGGCCAAAUAAGAUGCAAUGGAAAUUAUACUCCGCCAAGGUACAGACCACCUCACUGGUAUGUGCCAAAGGAGAGAGUUAUGACUAAUGAAUUUCUUACGCAAGAUAAUAAAGACUUCAUUGAAGAAGUAAAACAAGAUAAACUUGCAUUGCAAUGUUCAGUAGAGUCACCUUUAGUUAAAAGUGAAACACAGGAACAAGUUCAAUGGAAUCCUUUUAUGCGUAGAGUUGGACUUAUUGCUCGGAAAAUUGGGAAUUACCCUAUGUGGUCUAAAGAUGGCAAAAAAUUCCAAACUACACUUUUACAGGUUGUAGAUAAUCAUGUCAUAAAGUAUAUACCUCCAGAAAAUUAUGAUCCUAUGGUUAUUAAAAACAGGAAAUGGAAAGAUAAGAAAACUUUAGGGUGUCUGCUAGUUGGUUCUGAAACAGUAGACCCCAGUACUGUCACAAAAGAUUAUUCAGGAUUAUUUUCAACGGUUGGAAUGCUACCUAAGAAACAUUUAUGUAGAUUUAUGGUUUCUCCAGAAGCAAAAUUACAAACUGGAACACCUUUAUUUGCUACACAUUUUAGAGUUGGUGAUUACGUUGAUAUUAGAGCUAAAACCAUUGACCGAGGAUUUCAAGGUGUUAUGAAAAGGUGGGGCUUUAAAGGCAUGCCAGCCUCUCAUGGUGUAACUAAAACUCAUAGACGACCUGGCAAUAUUGGAGCUGGUGGUGAAAAAGCAAGAGUAUGGCCCGGGACCAAAAUGCCAGGUCACAUGGGUAACAGUUGGAGAAUACUUCGUGGUGUGAAAGUGCUUAGAAUAAACACGAAACACAAUAUUCUAUGGAUGUUGGGCGUCGGGAUACCAGGCGAAACAGGAGCCAUGUGUUAUGUGUAUGAUACAGUAUUACCACUAAGAAAAUUAAAAACUCCUCCACCAUUCCCUACGCAUCCACCAGCAGACGACUUACCUUUGGAAUACUAUGAUGAAUCAAUUCACCGGUUUGAAGAUAAUACUAUUAACUUCGAAGAGAUUUAGAUAAUAAGAAACUGAAAAUAGUAGUACAAUAAAUACAUAAUAAUUUGUAAACCCGCUCA
Molecule: messenger RNA, 1269 nt
Organism: Aricia agestis (brown argus)
Lineage: Eukaryota; Metazoa; Arthropoda; Insecta; Lepidoptera; Lycaenidae
Gene: mRpL3
Product: 39S ribosomal protein L3, mitochondrial
Exons: 6
Coding region: 128-1210 (360 amino acids)
Biological process (GO): translation
Cellular component (GO): mitochondrial large ribosomal subunit; ribosome
Molecular function (GO): structural constituent of ribosome
Source: RefSeq, a predicted model, not a curated record